Glarea lozoyensis ATCC 20868 is the source of this 1206-nucleotide messenger RNA. RefSeq names its product Bromodomain-containing protein. Gene Ontology annotation, cellular component: histone acetyltransferase complex. Gene Ontology annotation, biological process: positive regulation of transcription by RNA polymerase II; chromatin remodeling. The transcript is spliced from 2 exons. NCBI's taxonomy places the organism in Eukaryota, Fungi, Ascomycota, Leotiomycetes, Helotiales, Helotiaceae. Gene Ontology annotation, molecular function: protein binding; histone H3 acetyltransferase activity. Bases 1 to 1206 code for a protein of 401 amino acids. The record is from RefSeq and is a predicted model, not a curated record.
AUGCUGAUUCGAUUUCCAGGCGUUAAACGCAAAGCAGACGACCACUCAAGUCCGAUGGAUAAGAAAAGAUUAAAGAGCUCCCAUAGUUCGUCUCCAGACCCAGGCAAGCAACUAAAAGCAACGAAGACCAAGAUCAAUCCAAUUCCAUUUCCCGAGAAGCCUGCAGUGAUCGAAGAAAGAGAAGGCGAGAUCGAGUUUAGAGUCGUCAACAAUGAUAAUGAGCGCGAAAGCCUGAUUAUAUUGACUGGUCUCAAAUGUAUUUUUCAGAAACAGCUUCCGAAAAUGCCAAAGGAUUACAUCGCGAGACUGGUCUAUGAUCGUACUCAUCUGUCGAUAGCCAUCGUCAAGAAGCCGUUAGAAGUAGUAGGUGGAAUCACCUAUCGUCCGUUCAAAGGGAGACAAUUCGCUGAGAUCGUAUUUUGUGCCAUAUCCUCGGACCAGCAAGUCAAAGGUUAUGGGGCACAUCUCAUGUCCCACUUAAAAGACUACGUUAAAGCCACAUCGGAUGUUAUGCAUUUCCUUACUUAUGCAGACAAUUAUGCUAUCGGUUACUUUAAGAAGCAGGGGUUUACAAAGGAGAUCACAUUGGAGAAAUCAAAGUGGAUGGGAUACAUAAAAGAUUAUGAAGGUGGCACAAUCAUGCAGUGUACUAUGCUACCGAAAGUCCGAUACCUUGAAAUGGGCCGCAUGCUCCUCAAGCAAAAGGAAGCAGUGAAUGCUAAAAUCAGAGCCUUCAGCAAGAGUCAUAUUGUACAUCAACCUCCUAAAGCCUGGGCAAAGGGCCCUCAGAAAAUCGACCCCAUGACGGUUGAGGCAAUUCGUGCUUCUGGAUGGUCCCCAGAUAUGGACGAGCUAGCUCGACAACCACGACACGGACCGAAUUAUAAUGCGCUUCUUCAUCUGCUCAACGACAUGCAAAAUCAUCAAUCUUCCUGGCCAUUUCUUCAACCAGUCAGUCGGGAUGACGUUGCUGACUAUUACGAGGUGAUCAAAGAGCCUAUGGAUCUCGCAACUAUGGAAAUAAAGCUUGAAGCAGACAAUUAUGCGACGCCAGAAGACUUUACACGGGAUGCGAAACUGAUAUUCGACAAUUGCCGAAAGUAUAACAACGAGACCACACCAUAUGCGAAGAGUGCAAAUAAGUUGGAAAAAUACAUGUGGGCGCAGAUAAAAGCCAUUCCAGAGUGGUCUCACUUGGAACCAUGA